Hyalella azteca is the source of this 3998-nucleotide messenger RNA. RefSeq names its product xanthine dehydrogenase 1. Gene Ontology annotation, molecular function: flavin adenine dinucleotide binding; oxidoreductase activity; 2 iron, 2 sulfur cluster binding. The record is from RefSeq and is a predicted model, not a curated record. The transcript has 24 exons. The coding region runs from base 58 to 3522 and encodes 1154 amino acids. Lineage: Eukaryota; Metazoa; Arthropoda; Malacostraca; Amphipoda; Hyalellidae.
CAGAUAGCAUUGUUUCAUUGAUUUAAUUGGAGUGAAGUUAACUAGGUUAGUUAGGUAAUGAUGGCUCCCCAGGAAAACGACGAACUUGAUAAACUGGAGCAAUUGGGCCGCAGCGUCUCAUUCUUCAUCAACGGAGAGAAAUACACGCUGUCGGCGUCGGUCUCGCCUCACAUGCGCCUCGUGGACUUCAUCCGGGACGUGGCGGGCGCUAAGGGCACCAAGGCGCUGUGUCGGGAGGGCGGGUGUGGCGCCUGCACCGUCGUAGCCACCGUGCCCGACCUCGCUGCUGACGGAGGCAACGUGCGCACCUUCAACCUACACGCGUGCCAGCAGCUGGUGUACGCGUGCUCGGGCUGGUCCAUCGAGACCAUCGAGGGCCUCGGCAACCGCCACGCGGGCUACCACAAACUCCAGCGCAGCCUCGCCGGCUUCUAUGGCACGCAGUGCGGCUACUGCUCCCCGGGCAUGGUCAUGGCGGCGUAUGGCCGUUCGUGGUCACAGGAGGCCUAUCAGAAGACGUGUCCGUCGUCGGGAGGCCCGUGCCGCGAGUCGUGCGGCACAUCGUGUCCUGUGGCCUCCUUGGCCACCAAACUCAACCAAGAGAUCGUGAUGGACACCGGGGCGGUCAAGUGGUAUCAGCCUGUCGACUUGAAGGGCGCCUACAGGAUCCUGUCUCAGGACAUCGAGGGCAAGACUCGCCUCGUGCUGGGCAACACCGGCACGGGCACGUGGGCAGGCAACCUGGCCCUGAAGAGACAGCACCCGUCCUUCCCGUCUGACGUGUUCGUGACGCUGGCGGCCGUCAACGCGGAGGUGACCGUCGCCGACGUCCGCACGCAGGCCCUAGAGCGCUACAAGGUCGCCGAGCUCCUGCAACGGCCGCUGGACGGCCGCCUUAUCUUGUCCCUUAUCUUGCCUAAGAUAUCAGACUACACCUUCGUGCGUUCAUACAAGAUCACUCCGCGUGCGGUGAACGCGCACGCGUACGUGAACGCGGCGUUCAGGCUGCCGGUAGACCUGCAGACGUUCACUGUGAACGCGGAAUGUUCCAUCGUCUUGGGGGGCAUCAGCGAUACUUUCGUGUCGGCACAAGACACGCAGCGCUUCCUGGUUGGGAGGCGCCUGACCGAUGAGGCCGUCGUGCAAGAGGCCAUCCGCAGGCUGCUGGCUGAGGCCACACCCUCACCAGACCCUCAACAGGGCAGUGAGGCCUACAGGCGUGGCCUUGUGGCCUCACUCUUCUAUAAGACAGUGGUGUGGGUGCUGAAGGGGGCGGUGCCCCCAGCGCUGAGGUCGGCGGGGGAGAAGCUCGUCCGUAAGCUGGGCAGCGGCCAGCAGGAGUUUGACUCCAACGAGGACACGUGGCCCAUAGGACAGCCUGUCCCCAAACUCGAGUCCUACAUCCAAGUGUCCGGAGAAGCGGAGUACGCGGCCGACCUGCUGCCGCCGCAGGGGGAGCUGCAGGGCGUGUUUGUGCAGUGCGACGUCGCCAACGCUAGGAUAGACCUCAUCGACGCUAGUGACGCGCUGGCUGUGCCGGGGGUGGCGGCCUUCAUCACAGCCGACGACGUGUCGGGCGUGAACAGCUUCAGGCUCGUCGGCAGCAGCAAACCCGACAAGAUUUUCGCGUCGGGGCGCACGGACUACGCUGGACAGGCGCUUGGUCUGAUUGUAGCGAAGACCCGAGAAAUUGGUCUGAUGGCGGCGCAGUUGGUGCGAGUGCAAUACUCAGACCGCAAGAAGCCCGUCCUCACCAUCCAGGAGGCCAUCAAGACCCCAGACCGGGUCAUGGACCCUGUGGACUUGGUCACUGGCAAACCCGAAUCUUGUAGAGUUCAGGAAGGCAAAGAUAUCAGCAUCAUGACGUCAUGGAAGCACCGCAUCGCGGGCGACAUCAACAUCGGCACGCAGUUCCACCUGACGAUGGAGGCGCUGCACGCCGCCGUCGAGCCCAUGGAGGACGGCUACAACAUCAGCGUCACCUCACAGUGGCUCACUGAGACCCAGAGUGUCGUGGCCCAGGUCUUGGGGGUGCCUGCUAACAGCCUGAAUUUGUCGAUCCGCCGCAUCGGUGGCGGGUUCGGGGCUAAGAUUUAUUUCUCGAUCAGCCUGAAUUUGUCUAUCCGUCGCAUCGGUGGCGGGUUCGGGGCUAAGAUUUAUGCUGGCUUCAACGACGAGGGUAUCUUGGAUGCCCUGAAGGUUGACCUGUACUCUGACCCUGGGUACGUCAAUAACGACUCUGCUGUGGGCAUGGCGGCGCGCAUGAUACCCAACGUCUACGCCAGCCAGUCUUACGACAUCAGGGCACGCGACGUAAAGACUGAUACCGCCGCUAAUACUUACUGCAGGACUCCUGGCCACGUGGAGGGCAUAGCGGUGAUCGAGAACGUGCUGGACCACGUGGCGGCGACGCUGGACAAGGAUCCCUUAGCGGUGCGGGAGGCCAACUUCCGUCCUGAUGUUAAGGACGGCGAGACCAACGAGCUUAGGAACACCAUCCUGCCGGUGCUGAGGGAGAAGGCGCAGCUCGCCGCCCGCAAGCAGCAAGUGCUUCAAUUUAACAAGAACAACCGUUGGCGUAAGCGCGGUCUGGCCGUCACGCCUCUACGCUACCCCUUCUCGUACCCGCCGCCCUUCCGCUACGCCGUACAGGUCGUCAUAUACGAGCACGACGGCACGGUGGCGCUGGCCCACGGCGGGGUCGAGAUGGGCCAGGGCAUCAAUACUAAGGCAGCGCAGGUGGCGGCCGGGGUGCUCGGUGUGCCGCUGUCGCUGGUGAAGCUCAAGCCCAACACGAGCGUCGCGGGGGCGAACUCCUUCGUGACGGGCGGGUCCUUUGGGUCCGACCUAGUGUGUCAUGGGGUGGAGGUGUGCUGCCGGCAGCUGCGGGCUCGCCUGGACGCCGUGCGGGCGACACUCAAGUCGCCUGUCGCCUGGACCGACCUCGUCUCCGCCUGUCUGGCCCGGGACGUCGACCUCAGCGCCCGUUACUGGACUGCAAGUAAAGAGCACCCAGACGGCUACAUCAUCUGGGCGGCCGCCGCCUUAGAGGUCGAGCUGGACGUGCUGACUGGGCAGUACAAGAUCCUGCGGGCCGAUAUCGUCGAGGACGUGGGCCGAAGUAUGUCCCCCUACGUGGACGUGGGCCAGGUUGAAGGGGCCUUCGUGAUGGGCCUCGGCCUCUUCUCCACCGAGAAGCUCACCUACAACGAGGACACGGGCGAAAAGGACCUCACCGGCACCUGGGAAUACAAGGUGCCUACGGUGUUUGAUGUUCCGGAGGACUUACGCGUGCAUUUCUUGUCCAACGCUUCCAACCCCUACGGCGUCCAGCGUUCUAAAGCGACCGGGGAGCCGCCGCUGUGCGUGUCGUACGUGCUGGUGUCGGCGCUGCGCCAGGCCAUCGCUGCCGCGCGACAGGAGGCUGGCGUCACAGGCUGGUUCCCCAUGCACACCCCGAUGACUGUGGAGGCAAUCCAGCAGCUGUGUCUAGUAGAGCCGGAGCAAUUCAAACUACAGUGAUGCAUGAACUUACUUUAUUUGUUUGUACUCUAAAUUAUUGAUUUAAAAAUACGUGAAUUGUGAAUGUUCUUCAAUCAACGUUUUCUUCAAUUGACAAUUUGGUCGUCAGUGCGCUCAAAGUGGUUCAUCGAAAUAUUUUUUCUACAUUUUCACACUCCCAAGAUGGUCUGCCAAAAUAACAUGUAAUUUGUUGAUGCGAACAACGUAUUUCAUUAUGAUUAAAUACACUUUUGUUCUGGGAAAGACCAUCGAAGCUCCUUUAUUAGCUGUGCUUGCUUUCUUCGCUUCAGAUUCUAAUGCAAUGCAAAAAUAAUUAUCCACUAUAACCAAUAAUUACCAUUCCUGUUAGGAAGCAUCCAGUCUCCAUAAGGAGGAAAUAAGAAACAAUUUUGGAUUCAUUUGUUGAUGGUGUACUUAGUCUUAGUAAUUUACGUGCAUUUCAAUUGUCUUUGUCGUUGAUAUAUUCUUAAUUUUGA